Spea bombifrons (plains spadefoot toad) is the source of this 1517-nucleotide messenger RNA. RefSeq names its product E3 ubiquitin-protein ligase Midline-1-like. The transcript has 2 exons. Bases 1 to 1497 code for a protein of 498 amino acids. The record is from RefSeq and is a predicted model, not a curated record. Gene Ontology annotation, molecular function: protein binding; zinc ion binding. NCBI's taxonomy places the organism in Eukaryota, Metazoa, Chordata, Amphibia, Anura, Pelobatidae.
AUGGUCGGGAAACCAGCAAGUUGCUGUCGCAUGGAAGGACUGAGGAACAGACACAGACUGAAGUCUUCUGAAGUCUUCAGCCAGGCUAUUCCUACUGCUACCUUCAAGGGUAAUCUGCGGAGUUUGUUCAAAGAACGGGCGUCGGAUACGGAUUUAAAGUCUUGGUUACGGUUCCGUCCUCGUAAAAUGGAAAAGGGAGAUUCUCGGGACUGCAGUUCACCUGCAAAGAAAUGUCUCUAUUGUGAUGCCGCUGCUGAGAAACUGUGCUUGGACUGCGAGGUAUUUCUCUGUGAAGAACAUUCGCAGGUUCAUAAUCCACCAAGACAACAUAUCUUGUCUGAACUGACCAGUCCCCUGGGGAGCAGAAAGUGCCCCGUCCACAAGGAGAUCUUCAGAUAUCAGUGCGUGGUGGAUAAGGUCUAUGUUUGUGCAUCCUGUGGUCUUCAAGGAAACCACAAAGGACACCAACUGGAGCCACUAAGUGACAUCUCCAGAGUUCUAGCACUAUCACUCGGAGAUGUUGUGCAUGAGCUGACCGACAAGAUAGAGGAGAACGACAUCCUCAUGGAAGAAGUGGUAGCAAACAAAGACGACGUCCUUACAAAGGCCGCUAAUUUGGAAGAACGAGUGACUACACUGUUUAGGAACAUCAGGAGAGAGCUGGAAGAUAAGGAGCAGAGAAUUCUAUGGGGGGUCAAAAAAAAAGUGGAACACGUAAGUCACCAAGUCUCCACAUCAAACUCACGGAGUGAAUCGACGACAGUAAAGUUUCACCGACAAGCGGAUGAGAUUGAACGCUUAUGCCUCAGCACCGACCCGAUCACCAUUUUAGAAAAAGGUCCUGCUUUGAAGAACAAGGCUCGGGCAUUAAUAAGGGAAACUCAACCCAUCCCAGCUGUCCCAACGCUGGAUGAGAUACUGGUAUCGGUGAGUUUGCAGACAGCAUUACUCGAGCUGGUAAAAAACAUUCCAAAUAUGCAAAAGAGUCAAGGAUUUCCAGUGCAAAAUAUGUCUCACUUCUUGCUUCAUCGAAGUAAUAACCGAGAUGAUGAUGAUGUCCAACUUUCCUCCUUAUUGGAUGAGACUUUAAAUCUAGAGGCAUCGGGAAGCAAUCAUUUACGGCAAACGUUUAGUUCCACACCCUUCUCCCCAGGACAGCAUUACUGGGAAAUGAAUACCAGUAAGUUACCGAGAUGGUACGCCGGGGUCUCGUACUCAAGAAGCGACGAGUGCACGUUAGGAGGUGACUGUAGAUCCUGGUGCCUACGUUUCUCUAAAAUAGGUAAAUACGCGUUUGCUCACAACGGUUACGAGAAGUUGGUGAGGGCAGAUUCUCCUGUGGAGACUCUGGGGAUAUUCCUGCACAGCGAUGCGGGGAUCCUGUCCUUUUUUCAGGUGGCUGAUGAGAUCAAACACCUGCACACCGUGAACGCCACCUUCACCGAGCCGCUGUGCUCAGCCUUUUGCGUAGACAACAUGGGCUGGAUCAGAAUGUAAUGUUAUCUGCCCAUCAUGAC